Messenger RNA from Coccidioides posadasii C735 delta SOWgp, 1707 nucleotides. The record is from RefSeq and is a predicted model, not a curated record. NCBI's taxonomy places the organism in Eukaryota, Fungi, Ascomycota, Eurotiomycetes, Onygenales, Onygenaceae.
AUGUCUGGAGGACUAGGCAAAAAGGUCUGCGUGAUUGGCGCCGGAGGCCUUGGCCUGGCCGCUUUGAAGAACCUCGUGGAGACAGGUUUCGAUGUGACCGUCUUUGAGCGUGCAAGCUAUAUCGGCGGGCUUUGGCAUGUAACCACAGAUCCGGAUCAAACAUCUGUCCUUCCGCAGACCAGAGCCGUCCUUACCAAAUAUUCGGUUGCAUACACCGAUUUUCCAAUGAGCGAGGAGUCCGAUAGGUUCCCAACCGCAGCUCAAAUGUGCGAAUAUGUCGAGGCAUAUGCAAAACACUUCGACCUCCACCGGCACAUCCGUCUGAACACCACGGUGGUCAGGGUCCUGAGAGAUGAGGCCGACAACAAAUGGCUCAUUGAGGUACGGGCGACGGAUUCACACGGCACCCAAACUCAGACACAUGUUUUCGACAGACUCGUUUUCGCUACGGGAAUUCAUUUGAAGUUGAACUGGCCCAAUAUCAAAGGUCGGCAGAGAUUUGCGGGCGAUAUCAUCCAUGGCCUACGGAUGAAGGAGCCGUCCAAGUACAGGGGCAAAAGAGUCUUGAUCAUCGGCCUGGCCCUCACCGGAGCCGAUUGUGCUCGCCACCUAGCGCGUGAAGGCGCAGAGCAAGUAUACUGCAGCCAUCGCCGGCAGGUCCUCCUUACAGAAGGAACCGUCGCUGACGUGUAUGUCAAGAUUCCACGUGUGGUAGAAGGCAAGCCGCUAGCCCAACCUAUGCGCAGUAAAUUAUUUACUGGGCGCAUGGAGGCGUUGGCCCCCGCCAUUGCACGAAUUAUGGCGAAGAGAUUCCUGCUAUCAAUUCAAGAGAAGUCAUAUCCGGAGAUGAGACACCACCCAAUACUGAACCGGUCCACCCGAAAGGACGUCCACAUCGAUUCUCGCAUUCCGGUCUAUGCCGAUAACCUCGUUCCACUCCUUAAAACGGGCCAGGUGAAAUCCGUACAGGCGGUUGACGAAGUCAUCGGUCCGCACUCUGUCAGACUCGUAGAUGGUACCGUACUGGACAACAUCGACGCGAUUGUAUGCGCAACUGGGGCGACGACUGAUGCAUCGGCGCUUCUCCCACCUCAAUGCGACCCUGCAAACCCCGACCUGGCCCCAGAUGGAUUUGCUCUAAUCCCCGAGACAUAUAGAAAACAGAGACCCGUGCUAAGACUCUAUCAAAAUUGGCUGUCGCUCCAACAUCCGCAUUCGCUCGCCAUUUUGGGCUACGCUGUGCGACUUCAGGGAUCGUUCCCACUUGUAGACGUCGUGACCAGCGCGAUGGCACAGCUUUGGAGCGGCGGAUAUCCAAUGCCGUCGCAGGCGGAGAUGGAGCGAAACGUCCAAGCGCACUAUCGCCAUAUAGCCGAGCUACUAAAAUACGGCGAUGUAAUGUUCCCAGGGCGUAUUUCCGGGCUGGAAUGGGAUCACUGGCACGACAAAGUCGCCGGUGCCGGUAUUUAUGAUCGGCUGGGUAACUGGCGGAGUUUAAAGUCGUGGAAACUGUGGUGGAACGAUCCUGAGCUGUACAAGUUGCUUAUGGACGGCACGUCGUCGCCACACCUGUUUCGCUUGUUUGACACUGGCAGGGGAAGGAAACCGUGGGAUGGCGCGCGGGCUGCGAUCGAAAAGGCUAAUAAAUCCGAGGAAGAGACGAUAGAAAAAUGGAAGCGCCAACAGGCAGGGGAGGAGAAGCAUUAG